Molecule: messenger RNA, 4131 nt
Organism: Liolophura sinensis
Lineage: Eukaryota; Metazoa; Mollusca; Polyplacophora; Chitonida; Chitonidae
Product: cilia- and flagella-associated protein 251-like
Exons: 26
Coding region: 139-3555 (1138 amino acids)
Cellular component (GO): motile cilium
Molecular function (GO): protein binding
Source: RefSeq, a predicted model, not a curated record
AGUGGCUCCAUUGCAGGGACGAAUCAUUAACACUUAGAUAAUUUUCGUCGAAAACUCAAUUUGUGACUCAUUUCAUGGUGGAUUGACGGAGUACCCUUAUAUCUAAUUAAACUACCAUAAUUUUACCAGUGAUUCAAGAUGGCUGACGCCGAAGAAACAAAUCCACCGGCGGAAAACACAAUGGAGAAUGAACCACAACAACAGAACGAAACCUCCACAAAUGGUGCAGAUGCAGGUACUAAUCUGGCUACAGAAAAUACUGAUACACUUGUGGCUUCAGAAAGUGCUGAACAGAUUGAAGGUAACACCUCUUCUGCAGGUGAAAACAACCUACCUGCUGAAGAUGUCACACAACCAACUGGUGAAGCUGAACAGGUGACGCACAGUGCAGAUGAUACACAAACACCACCUGAAGAUGAUACAAAUGCAACGUCAGCUGAAACUACACCACCUAAAGAUGAUACAAAUGCAGCGUCUGCUGAAAAUACACAAGCACCACCUAAAGAUGAUACAAAUGCAGCGUCUGCCGAAAAUGCACAAGCACCAUCUGCUCAAGAUACACAAGAGCGGCCUUCAGAUGAAGCACAAGCACAGCCUACAGAAGGACAAGCCGCUGUCUCUGACCAACACCCUUGUGAAACAGAGGAAUUGGGUGAGAUCGUUGGCCCUGAACCAUCCUCCACCUCCAUGCCGGGAAAGGGCAUGUCAUUGUCCACAUCCAAACAGGACAGCGUGGCUCCCCCUAACACAGAGGCCGAGCCCCAGACUGAGCAGUCCGGGUCUGGGGCACCUACACCACCCCCUGCCCUCACAAAGACCAGCCGCCCAUCAACAGCUGCAUCAGAAGUUGUACUCACCAACACCGCACUGAACAUGGUGUGGUCAUUUGGCCACAAUCGUAACGUUCCAGUGCUGAAUCUGUCCGACUCUGAGAGAAAACUGAUCAUGUACACUUGUGCUCACACAGGUAUCAUCUAUGACUUCAUCUCCAACAAACAGUACCUGCUACAGGGACACGCCAAUGCCAUUACGUGUACAUGUGUGAGUGAGGACAAGAAGUGGCUGGCCACAUCAGAUAAGGGAGAAGGCAGCAUGGUUAUCGUCUGGGACACUCAUACAAACACUCCUGUACAGACUCUGUUUGAGCCAGCUGUCAGUGGCGUGGUGUGCAUUUCUAUGACUAGAGAUGCUCGUUACCUCGCCACCCUCAGUGCCGGACCAAAACAGAUGCUAUGUGUGUGGGACUGGACAGUGGAUGGAGACGCCCCGAUUUGCUCUGCAGAACUCAAGUCAUCAUACGGUCUUCAGAACUACAUUCACUUCAACCCAGAGGAUAUCCACUUCAUUGUUACAAACAGUGAAUCACAAGUCAUCUUUUAUAACUGGGAGCCUGGUAGGAUGGAGUAUUAUGCACCGCCCUUGACUGACCAGGACUUCAACAAGCCGGUGGGGCGCUACAGUCAGUCAAUCUUCCAGAGUAACAGUUCCAGGGCGCUCACCGCCACCUCCAUUGGGAAUCUGGUUGUCUGGGAAAGUAACAAACCCAUCACAAAAGCUCACAAUUUACCAUCAGCAGAUAAGAAACCCCUGAAGAUAAUCCGUUUACAGGAGAAGGGGAUCAAUGUGCUAACUGUCACCGACCAGUUUAUUGUGGUAGGAGACACAGCUGGGCAUGUCAAGUUUUUUGACCAGUCACUCAAAUUGGUCAACUGGUAUCAAAGCUUUAACCUGGGCUCAGUAAACUCGCUGUCAUUUGAAUACGUGGACAAUUUCAGUCAGGUAGCCCCAGAGUCCUCAAAGUACCCUCCUGAUGCCACCAUCUUAGCCAGUCAGUUUGUCAUUCGGGACUUUAUUGUUGGUACGCACAGUGCCAUGUUUGGCCAUGUCACUGCUGAGGGCACCAAAGUAAAGGUCAUCCAUAAGGAACAUGACGCAGCCACUCACGCAUUAGCCAGUCAUCCAUUUCAGUGUUGGAUGGCUGUUGGAGGUUUUUCAGGGUUUUUGAAAGUUUGGGACUACAGAAAGAAGAUAGUAAUUGGGAGUCGACAGUUUGAGAAAGGAAACCACAUUUACAGCUGCACAUAUGACCCGAAGGGGGCGUUUCUAGCUGUUGGGUUUGCCAAUGGAAGUGUGAGGAUUCUAGAUGCUAUUUCGUUGGAUGAAGAGACGGAGGAAGUGUUGCGAUAUUCACGUGACACAGUGACACACAUUGUCUUCUCUCAUGACUCCCAGUAUCUGGCCACAGCUGAUGCUGAGUAUACAGUGACUGUGUUUAAGCGUGAUCUCUACAAUGAGACUUUCCCUUACCAGUAUGUAGGCAGAUACAGGGCCCAUUACAAGCUCAUCAAGGAUAUCAUGUUUGGAAUUCAGCUGGAUUCUAAUUUCCCCAGGCUACUCUCUCUGGGAGAGGACAGAGUUCUGGUGGAGUAUGAUUUAGAGAAUUCCACAGAUGGCCUGAAGAUCCUCAGCUCUGACAGAAUAGAACAAAGUGCCAUUCCUACCUGUAUGGAAUGGUAUCCUCCAAUCACCAAGGAGAACUUCAUCCUUACAGCCAAUGACCAGUUUAAAUAUAAACUGUACAAUGCCACCACAAAGAUGUGCAGGAAAACAUUACUUGGUCCUGCAUAUGGUUCGCCCAUAAAGAAACUGUGUGUCAUCCCGACUGCAGAUGAAAUCAACGACAAGCGAUAUCUGGCUUACAUAACCAAGGACAAAGUCGGCCUUCAGAUUUUCCCACUGGAUGGGAACCCACACAACUCUAUGGCUCUGAUUGCACAUCCUGGAGGGGCCUCUAAUAUGGCAGUGAGCCAUGACGGUAAAUACCUGUUCACAGUUGGGGGAGCUGAUGCGACAUUACACAUGUGGUACAUCAACAUCAACGCUCUGGAAGCACAGGCCAGCGUGGGUGGGAAGGACUUGAUCCCUUUUUACGGUUUACUUGAUGGAGGUCGUGACGGGGAGCUGUUUGCUGAAUUGGAAGACUACUUCUACUAUGCGCAGAUCAGGAACCAAGGUGUGAACACGAUGGACACACGUAUGGUGGACAUCAAGAUCCCGCUGUCAGAGGUGCCAUUUGUGAUGAGAGCGAUGGGAUUUUACCCUUCUGAACAAGAGAUUGAGGACAUGCUGAAUGAGGUGAAGUUCAGCCAGUAUGUGGAGACAGGAGAGUUUGUGGAUGAUAUUGACCUGGGAGACUUCAUCAAAUUGUACAUCAACCACCGACCAGCUUUCGGGCUCUCAACGAACAAACUUGCCUGGGCCUUUGAGAAGUUAGGACUGCCAUCAGAGUAUGGCUAUUCCGUGGACAGGGGUGAUCUUCUGGAUAUCUUGCAAACCAAAGGUGAGCACAUGACAGAGAUUGAGUUAGCAGAGUACCUGACCACACUGAUGGGCUUCAAUGAGGAAGGGGGUAGCAGUGAGCUCCACGAAUUUGACCCCACCACUGCCGGGGAUUUACUUGAUGCUAACCUGCCCGUACAGAUCAAUGCCGGACUGUUCGCACAGGAGAUCCUUGGAUUUUCCAUGAUGGGUGAAGAUGCGACUUCGGCUAGCUGAACACGACUCAGACCAGCUGAACAGAAGAUAAAAGCUAGUUUUCAACGUGUACAUCUGCAAUCGUCUUCUGUUUAUCGUCACGUUAGGACAUAAUGCAUUCAGUGACUUUUUCAUCCAACACAGCCUAAAGUUUAGGUUUAAUUCUUGUAAGUGAUUGAAGGAGAAUAAAUUCUCUGAAGUCGUAUUCAUUGGAGAGAUGGAUUUUCCAACAUAAAUUUCCAAUGUGGUACAAAAUGAAACGUUUGCGUAAAAAAUAUGUGUCCAUGUAUAUAUUUUAAAGGGCAGUUGACAUAUUGCUGCCAAGACCCUUCUAAGAUAUCUCUUUAGUCUUUCCAUCUGGAUUUUACAUACAUGUACAUGUAUUUGUGAUUUUAGCCAGGGUCUGUGAUAAGCUAUUCUGUAGAAUCCGUCCAAAAUCCACUAAAUGAAGCUCACAAGUUCUGCCUUGUGGACAUGAACAUUCGUGCACAAGUCUACAGAUGUAUAUUUUGACUGUGAUUUAUCUUGUAUUUGUAUGACGUGUAUAUAUUGUAAGAUCAAAUUUUUAUUCUACAUGUAUAAAUUAUUAUAACAAAU